Messenger RNA from Hyalella azteca, 5399 nucleotides. RefSeq names its product nuclear protein localization protein 4 homolog (gene Npl4). The transcript has 13 exons. Gene Ontology annotation, molecular function: ubiquitin binding; ubiquitin protein ligase binding. Gene Ontology annotation, cellular component: nucleus. The record is from RefSeq and is a predicted model, not a curated record. Gene Ontology annotation, biological process: ubiquitin-dependent protein catabolic process. The coding region runs from base 189 to 2123 and encodes 644 amino acids. NCBI's taxonomy places the organism in Eukaryota, Metazoa, Arthropoda, Malacostraca, Amphipoda, Hyalellidae.
GUUCACGACCAACCAUGAAGCUAAGUUGUAAAAAAUGGCCUCGUGUAGCAUUACUCUGGCUGAUAUCAAAUUCUCUUGGUGAAACUGAGGAAAUGCAUUAAUUUUUGUUAUUUUGUUGUAUUUGUCUGUGAUUUAGAGUUGAAGAUUGUCUGUGAUUAUUAUUACAUUUUAAUAUAUAAUAUUGCAAAAUGUUGCUAAGAGUACAAUCACCUGAUGGCACUAAGCGCAUUGAAGUCACUCCUUCUGAGUCAUUACAACAGCUCUAUGAUAAGGCAAGCAUGGUGUUUGGAGUGCCUGCGGACCACUUCAGCAUCUAUCAAGACAGGACCCGCAAGCAGGAGCUGGCUUGCUCAGCACGUCGAUCAGUACGAGCUGCCAAGCUCUCACACGGUGACAUGAUCUUCCUCCAUCCCAGUGCUGCAGCAUCCACUUCAUCCUCUUCUUCAUCGUCAUAUUCAUCUCAGUCUCAUACAAUGGAUGUUGAUCCACAACCAUCAACUUCCGGCUUGAACAAGAAGCCCUGUAGGUCAGCCCUGAGUAGCAGCAACGGCAGCGACUUGACAGUGAACAAGGCUCUGGUGGUGGAGGACGCUGUUGACCAACAGCUGGUCAAACUUGACGGAAGAAUACCCGGCAAACGUAACCCGCUCUUAUGUCACCACAAAGGGAACAGCAAAUGUAUCCACUGUACAGAUAUCGACCCCUGGGACGAGAACUACCUCAAGGAAAACAACAUCAAGCACAUGUCCUUCCACACUUACAUCCGCAGACUCAAGUCAGGUGUUGACAAGGGCAAGUUUGUGCAAGUGUCGAACAUGGAGUGCAGCAUCAAGCCUGGGUGCACGGAGCACCCGCCCUGGCCACAAGGCAUCUGCUCCAAGUGCCAGCCGUCCGCCGUGACCCUCACACGCCAGACCUUCAGACACGUCGACGCCGUCAUCUUUGAGAACAGAUCCAUCGUUGAGAACUUCCUCACCUACUGGCGCACCACUGGACACCAGCGCGCAGGCAUGAUGUACGGCAGGCACGUAGUGCACCCUGAUGUGCCUCUGGGCAUACGUGCUGAGGUCGCCGCGAUAUACGAGCCGCCACAGGAGGCCUCGGCUGACCACCUAAAACUCCUGCCAGAUGCCAACAAGUCUCAUGUUGACGAGAUGGCUCGGCAGCUGGGCCUGUCCUGUGUAGGCUGGGUGUUCACAGACCUAGUGCCGCUAGACCAGAGCACAGGGACUGUGCGCCACUUACGUCACAGCGACACAUACUUCCUCUCCAGCCACGAGGUGAUCACGGCUGCCACGCUGCAGCUGCAGCACCCCAGCCCCUGCGCCCUCGCCUCCUCGGGCAGCUAUGGAUCGAAAUUCGCUACCGUUAUCGUGACUGGCGACUCUGAGAACCAGGUCCACAUGGAGGGCUAUCAAGUCUCCCACCAAUGCGAGGCGCUGGUGGCCGCCAAAUGCCUCCUGCCUACACUCGACGCUCCCGAACUUGCCUACGUGAGAGAGUCUUCCGCUCAGCAGUACGUGCCCGACGUCUUCUUCAAGGAGAAGGACGAGUAUGGCAACGAGGUGACGCGUCUCGGUCGUCCCUUGCCUGUGGAGUAUUUGCUGCUGGAUCUGCCCGUGUCUACCCCCAACACCCCCACGCAUACCUUCACUGAGAGGGAUGUCCACUCCUUCCCCAUAGAAAACAGGCUGGUUGAAGGCCACUUGCAGGACUUCCAGACGCUGGCCGCCUUCCUACGCACCGUCAAGAGCGACGCUUUCUCCUUUUUAGAGAAGCUCGCGGACUUCCACGUGCUGCUCUACCUGAGCGUGAUGGACGUGCUGCCCCUGGGCGGCCACAUGGCGCCCCUUCUGAAGGCCAUCAAAGAGAAAGACACGCUGGCGGUCGUGGAGUGGCGGAAAAGCGACUUGUGGAGCACCCUGGAGCAGCUGGUGGAGGCCUCCCCCCCACCCUCCCAUGGCUCCUCCAUGACGGGGACCCAUGGGGACGGCAGGGUGGACAUCCCAGGGGGUGCGAACCCCGCAGGCGGGGUUGGGGGCGACCCCUGGACCUGCUUGCAUUGUACCUUCAUUAACCAGCGGGGGGAUGAUGUGUGUGAUAUGUGUCACUUGCCCCGGUGAGUCACUUGUGUCACUUGCCCCCGUGAGUCACUUGUGUCACUUGCCCCAUCGUCAUCCUCGUGACGUCACCAUCUCACCUCAUUGUCAUCCUUAAAUUUCUUUCUUCUCGCCGCUUACGACGCGUCAUAGACGAACGUCGGCUGUGAUGCUUUUCAAACUGUUAGCUUCAAUGCGUUUAUGUCGUUCAUAUAAGUGGAAAAUUGGUUCUGCUUAACUCCUGUUCUCUGAAUGAUGAUCAGUGGUCAAGCAUCAGCCCUUGCGAUGCCACCGACGAUGCGCUUUUAGUUUAUACCAAUGGUAAGAGCUGAAAAAUUCCUUACAUUUGUCCCUUUCGUGCGAGCUGCUAUCAUGUUCAUGACAGGAACCACCACAACGUGGAUUUCAACUCAACGUAGGCAAGCAGAACUUCUAAACGCUGGGGCUUCUUGUCGAGUCCAUGCACUCUGAUGGCCGAUAAUUUUUAAAAAGCUGUUGCUUAUUAUUUAUUCAAUUAUUUGCAAACGUUCGACUUUUUUGUUACUAAAAUAACAAUUGUUAUUUGUCAAUCCUCCCUCUGAACUUGUUUCUCAUGACAAUUUGUGAGAUUUUCUCCCGAAUUUCACCAAGUUUCACUCCUCAGUUGCGUAUUGAUUCUUGAGCUCUUGUUACCGAUCUUGUUUCAUUACUGCUGGUUCUGGAAACGCAUUUUUAUUGAUGCGUUAUAGCUAGAAUGCUUGGCAUCCGGGAAAUUCCUGCAGCAUGCUCCCCAACGUGAUGUUUGACUGCUCAUACUCUGAGACGAGCUUCAUUCACCUUCUCGUGUCGUAUUUCUCUGUAGAUGUGCCAGUUUCGCUCAAAUUUUUGGCUUUUGCCCUCACAUCAAAAAUCAUCAUCGCUUACAGGUUCCCGUGUUCAAUUUUCUAUCAAACUUGCUCAUUUGAAAAGGAAAUAGUUUGCUGCAAUAACUCUGUAAGAAAUGCUUGCAUAACUCAUGGUUUCAAUUUAACGGCAGAGUUUGUUUCGUCUCAGGUGCCGAAAUUAUGGUCCUGUACUUGAACUAUUUACUGCAUAUUAUCACUUUGCACUCUGAUUUGAUAAUUCACACUUUUUCUGUUUUUGAAAUCGUCGCUAAUGAUCAGGACUAUGAUAUUAUCGCAUACUGUUCGUGUGAUUUUAGUGGAAAAUUUGAGUCCGUUCUUUGAACGAAGUCUGUGGUGUCCAGCCAGCAGUCAUUGGAUGAGGAUUGUUCGUUGAGAGAGAUGGUCAGUGGAUGGGAUUUGCUGGUGGACACGAUCACUGGAUGCUGAGUGUUAGUUGAUAUGGUCACUGGAAUAUUGUUUAUCUACUAUUUUCACUGAGGUGUGUGCUCAUUUGUAUUCUUCCGCAUAUUGCCUACUUAGACAAUUAGUGCUGCUGUAUAUUGUGUAAAUAUUCAAACGGUGGCUGAAGAGACUGAGUUUGAGUAGAAUCUUUUGUUGUCCACGAGUAAGUUGGAUGGAGAUUUACACGAUCUUUUUCGGUGCCAGGUGGAAGAAAAGGAAGCCAAAAUUUAUUUGUUUCUGAAAGCGCAUGGUACCGUUCCCGUGACAAUUUGUUUUCAAAAUUUUUAAGGCCGUUGUUGAUUGGUUAUUUAAACAAAUUAAUGCCAUGUCUUGAACUAUUUGUGUUGGAAGGUAUUGAAUUACAUAAAUGGGUGGACUUGGUUCACGAGCUAGGCUGCUUCGAGUAUUUGACCAAAAGGAUAAAGCUGCGCCUUUUCAUGUUAAAAUUAGGUUUUUUGUUUAAUUAAAACCAGGUUCAUGCCUUAGCACUGACUGCGACUGAGAAAUCAAUCGCCCAGAGAGGUGAGAGUAAUUUCGCGCUUCUGAUGGGAUCUCCCUUGGUCAUUAUGAGGAUUUUGUUGUUACCUCAUCACAAUACCCAGAUUCAUGUUAAUCUUCAUGCACGAGAAAAUAAUUUCUUUACACUGCUAUUCAAUAUUCUGAAAGUCAUUGUUUUAAAUCUUACAGUACUCGGAGAAAUGAAUGAGAUUUUAUCAAAUUUGCGAUGCACUUUUUGCCUAAUGUGCGUCUUCCCGAUUCAUUUUGGCGGGCAAAAAGACGCGUACGUAUCAGUGUUACGUGAUGAAAGUGUGUCGUUAUUUGAACAAUAUGAAUCAUUCAUUUUCCUAAGCGUAGAGUUCUUAUCAUCAGUUCAAUAUGGUCCGCAUCAGUCGUGUUGUCAAUGCCACUGAUGCACUCUCCAUGUACCGUCACAGGACGAGUGAUGACGGUUAAGGUCAAGUCCAAUCCGAGUUUCUGUGUAGCUACGAGUAACCUGUUAAGCGGUUAUCAUUAUUGUCCACUUCUACAUUCUUUGUUUUUCGUUCCUACUUCUGUCUCUCCUUCGCUAUCUCCAGCGUGCAGACUCUCCCUCCUUCUGUAGAUGACGAAAUCUAAGUUACUAAAUUCUAAAGCGCAAUAAUUCUUGACUGCUUCACCUCACUCCGAUGGAGGUUUCAACAACGCAUGGCUCAUUUUUGGAACUUUAGGAAUAACGUGAUGUUUAUUUGUUGAUGGAUGUGGACUGGUGGUUUCCCAGCGCUCUAUGCUCACUUAGAGACAUUUUGUAAUCAACCUGAUGAAUUUUGAUGACAAUGGGUGCAUGUUUGAACACGUAUUACUGAAUAUGUCGUGAGCAGGUUUGAACGUGUCCUAGACAUGUUGACAAUGUUUUCAGCAAAUCAGCAGGUUGUCGUUUAGCCAUGCUAAGGUAUUGUCCGGAUAUGAGCCCUGAUAUGUUCUAUGCGUGCUAGAAUUCUUCGUAAUCUCGGAUCUACUCUAUAAUGUCAACUUGUUAUUUUUUAUUUUUCGUCAUGCAUGAUAGUUGCGCAAGUGUGCUUGAACUAUCCAGUGAAAAGUGUGAUCAUUCAACCUUAAUUGUUCCCUUAAAUCCGUUCGAAUUGAAUAAUUCUUGCAGGAUUUUUCAAGCUUGCAUCGUUGCCUUCAUCACAAACGCCCCGACAACUCCCAUACAAAAAGCGUUCUUUAAUACGAUGGAAACUAUCCCCGACCCAUCCUGGGUAUCCUGAUAAUAGUUGUGCGUCUGGCCUUGUAAUUACCAUCAGCGUAUGUCAUUCUAUGGCUCAUGGCGUAUGGAUAGUCAGCGCAAUAGCUUAAGUAAUUAUCUUCAGCCGAAAUGACUUGAACGUUCUUUAAUUUAUAGUUGCAUCACAAUUUUAACGUCGGUCGCCGCCAACCUCUGAAACUUCGUCCAAGAUUGUAACUGUCGUGUUUUUAUACUAAGAUUUAAAGCACC